Molecule: messenger RNA, 485 nt
Organism: Xyrichtys novacula (pearly razorfish)
Lineage: Eukaryota; Metazoa; Chordata; Actinopteri; Labriformes; Labridae
Source: the annotation of a GenBank genome assembly
AUGACCACAUAUAGCCUUCAGCAUAUCCUCCACAUCACCUGCAUAAUAGACUUAAAGCAGAGGAGCGUGGAAGAGAAGGAGACAGCUCCUGCAUUUGUUGAUUUGUUUGUUUGUGUUGCUGCUGAUGAAGAUGGUAAAAGCAGAACAACAAGGAAACAAAAGCAAACCUCACAUUUACCCAAAUCUGCCCGCAGCUGUCCAACACUGCAUUCAAUGCUCUCUCUCUCUCUCUCUCUCUUUUCCUAGCUCCCACACGCGCGCGCCUGCUCACAAGCGCACGCGUCCCCCACACGGGCGCGCACUCGCGAACCUGCUCGCUGAUGCACCGCACAGGAACCCCUGACAGUGCCCGAGCAUCCGCCUGCGAUCGCUGCCUGGCGUCUCCUCCGCUCCGCUGGAUGUUUGCGCAGAGGACACCUGCCACCUCCGGUCACUGCACCGAUCUCUGCGUCGGCGGCACCAUCCAACCCGUCUCCUCCUCUUAA